This is a messenger RNA of Humulus lupulus (European hop), 1563 nucleotides long. RefSeq lists its product as uncharacterized. Bases 1 to 1563 code for a protein of 520 amino acids. The transcript is spliced from 7 exons. NCBI's taxonomy places the organism in Eukaryota, Viridiplantae, Streptophyta, Magnoliopsida, Rosales, Cannabaceae. The record is from RefSeq and is a predicted model, not a curated record.
AUGGCAUUACUAAUUCCAGGACGUCGUGCUCCAGGUAAAUACAUAGAUGUCUAUUUAGAACCUUUGAUCGAUGAGCUUAAGGAACUAUGGGAAAAUGGUGUACAUACUUUUGAUAUUAUCAAUAAAGAAUAUUUUACCAUGCGUGCUGCAGUAUUUUGGACGAUAAAUGAUUUUUCAGCAUAUGGUACUAUAUUUGGGUAUAGCACUCAAGGAGAGUAUGAUGGUACAACUGAAAGACGUCUGCCUCCAAUAAUUUUAACAGGAGAUGAAAUCUUAGAUAAAUUAAAAGGUGUGUGGAAAUGUAGGCCAGGUAAAAAUGAUAAGAUCAUUAAGGACGAUAAGCAACAAAUGAAUGAUGCAUGUUAUGAAAACAAAACGAACUGGAAGCGAAAAAGUGUAUUUUGGGAGUUAGAAUAUUGGCCUAAAUUAAAACUAAGACAUAACUUGGAUGUGAUGCAUAUUGAGAAAAAUAUAUGUGAUAGUGUGGUUGGUACAAUAUUUAGUAUCGAUGGGAAGUCUAAAGAUACUGAAAAUGCAAGACUUGAUUUACAAGACUUAAAUAUUCGUAAGCAGCUACACAUGAAAAAGAAGGGGAAUAACUGGGAAUUAGGUCAUUUGAAAAAAUAUGUAAAGAACAAAGCCCGACCUGAAGGCUCCAUUGCUGAAGGAAAUGUUAUUAUUGAGGCAUUAAAUUUUUGUUCAAUGUAUCUUCGUGGAAUAGAAACACGCUUUAAUCUUCCGGAUCGUAAUCCUGAACACCUUGGAAUUAGAAAACAAUCUACCAUAUCUAUAUUCAAUGUGCCUACAAGACCAUUUGGAAGACAAUCAUCUAUCACAUUGACUCAAGAUGAACAAAGCCAAAUACAAUGUGAACAUAGAUUAUUCUUACAAUCAAAAGGAAUUUUGGAUAUUGAUCAAGUGCAAAAGAAUGAAUUUUCAACUUGGUUUGAAAAUAAAAUAAAAAAAAUGAAUGAAACAUCAUCCGGUGAAGCACAAGAAGAUUUGUAUGCAAUUGCAAUGCAACUAGAUUAUUUGGUUGAAGUUGAAUAUGAUGGAAAAAUAUGUGAUUUUUACGGUGUCAUCGAUGAAAUUUGGGAAGUGCAUUACCUAUAUUGGAACAAAGUUAUAUUGUUCAAAUGUUCUUGGUACAAUACCAACGAAAGUGAAAAUAGAAUGUACACUGAAUAUCAUUUUACUAGUAUAAACACCAACUCAAAAUGGUUUGAAGAUGAACCAUUUGUUAUUGCCAAUCAAGUAAGUUCAGUUUUUUAUUUGGACGACCUUAAAAAAAAUAAAGAUUGGAAAGUUGUGCAGAAAGUAAAUCAUUGGCACAUAUGGGACAUACCAUCAAAGCCAGAGGAUGGUGAAGUUGAUGAUGAAGAUCCCACUAUCAUCAAUUCUGAAGCAUAUCAAGAAGAAUCGUCGAAUGACAUUGAUGCAAAUUUUGAUUCAACGACAAAUCAUAAUGAUCAAGUUCAAAACAAAAUAAACAAUGAUGACACUGAUGAAGAAGCUUUACUUAAUGAUUCCGAAGAAACAAUUUUGAGUGAUGAAAGUGAUUAA